ACUCGUGUCUUUCUUCUUUUCUAAACUGAUUCACUCAUUAUUCAACAUUGGUUUUUAAAGAGAAAACAAUGGAUUCCAGUUCUGGUAUUGAUCUGGAGCCCAAUAUUCUCAGACAUUUGCAAACGAAAAAAGUAGAAGAACGAAUUGAAGACUUGAAUAAUCAAAUUUGGAUUGAAGAUGAUUUAUAUGGUUAUCGGAUGGUCACAGUAAUUGAUGAAGGUCUUUCUGAUUUAUUGGUUGGAUUUAGGGAUGAACAAGGAUUCUUCGAAAAGAAACGAAUUGAAAAAACGAAAUGCGAAGUACCGAGUUUAAAUAACUAUUCAGAAGAUUUAUGCACACUGACACAGCCGAAUGCAGCUACAGUACUUAAUGCACUUAAAAUAAGAUAUACUUCAAAUGUUAUUCAUACGUUUUGUGGUUUAUUUUGUGUAGUAAUUAAUCCGUGGAGAAAUAUUCCAAUAUAUUCGGAUGAAGUGAAACAAUUGUAUCAAUUACAAAAUGAUCUACCUCCACAUGUAUAUUCUGUUGCACAGAAUGCAUUUCAUGGAAUAUUGAAAGGAGGAAGAAAUCAGUCAAUUCUCAUUACCGGAGAAUCAGGAGCUGGAAAAACGGAAAACACAAAGAAAAUUAUUGAUUUCAUAUUGAGCUCGAGUGUUUCAAAUAAUACAAUUGGAGAUUGUGUUGUGACAAGUGGAGUACUUCUAGAAGCAAUGGGAAAUGCACGAACUACUCAUAACAGUAAUAGUUCUAGAUUUGGAAAGUUCAUACGAAUCGAGUUUGACGAGAACUCCAAGUUGAUCGGUGCAAAAAUUGAAUGCUAUCUUCUUGAAAAAUCUCGAGUAGUAUUUCAAAGUGAUGGGGAUCGAAAUUUUCACAUUUUCUAUCAAAUGCUAUCGAAUUACUUUGACAAUCCACACAAAAGUUUUCUGAAAUUAUCUAAAAAAGUUAAUGAAUACAAAUAUCUUCGGAAUGAUGACUCAAUGAUUGACGAUGCUGAAACUGCAAAAAUGACAGAUGAAGCAUUUACAAGAAUUGGUUUGAGCGAAGAAGAGAAAAUAUGGAUAUUUCAAAUUUUAUCAGCUGUUUUAUGGAUUGGUGAUAUUAAAUUUGGAGAACGAUCUGGUCUUGAUGUUUCUUUUGUGGAAAGUAUGCAAGAAGUGGAUAAUAUUGCUGAAUUGUUAGAGAUGAAAAGUUCCAAGUUGGUAGAUGCACUUACUCAGCCAACAAUAAAGGUUCAUGAUAAACUUAUCAGGAAAAAUCAAAAUUUGGCAAAGACUCUUAGCUCAGCAUCAGCUAUGGCCAAAAUUCUGUACGAGAGACUAUUCGGAUGGAUUGUAAAAAGAUGUAACGAUGCUUUUUCAGUCGAUGAUACCGAAAGCACUUGCCGACUCAGCCGUUUCAUCGCUGUUCUAGAUAUUGCUGGCUUUGAAAUAAUUGAGAAAAAUUCUUUCGAACAAUUUUGUAUCAAUUAUACAAAUGAGAAACUUCAACAAUUCUUCAAUCAUUUCAUGUUUGCGAAAGAACAAAGUGAUUAUUUGGAAGAGGGUAUUAAAUGGACCCAAGUCAAUUUUGCUAAUCAUCUUCAGCCAACAAUCGAUUUGAUUGAAAAGCCAAUGGGAAUUCUUUCGUUUCUCGAAGAAGAAUGUGUUGUUCCAAAUGGAUCAGAAAAAUCGCUUCUCGAAAAGCUCUGCUCAAAUCUCUCAAAUGAUUCAAGUUUCAAAAAAUCAAAGCAAACUCAGAAAUGUUCGACAAUUCGCCAUUUUUAUGUUCAACAUUAUGCAGGAGAGGUUCAUUAUAAUAUUGAUGGGUGGCUGGACAAGAAUCGGGAUAACGUUGAGACAUCAGUACUUGACAUUCUUUCACAAUCCACGCAUCCUUUGCUGAAACUUCUAUUCCCGCCAGUUCCCGUCAACAAUCUGAAAACAAGACGUGGCACAAUUACUAAUUCUACAGUUUCAUUCUUAUACAAAAAUCAAUUGCAAUGUCUCCUGGAUACUCUCAACAGCUCUUCUGCUCAUUUCAUUCGUUGCGUGGUUUCGAACUAUGAAAAACUCCCCGGCAAAAUUGAUGCUCCUCUUGUUCUCGCACAGUUAAAAUGUAAUGGAGUGUUGGAAGGAAUCCGAAUCUGCCGGGAAGGUUAUCCGUCUCGUCUUUCACAUUCUGAGUUUAUUGAAAGAUAUUCACUUUUAAUGAAAAACAAAGAACAAUCAAAGGGAGCAAGUGAAAAGGAAAAAUGUACAUUGAUAUGUCAAGAUGCACAAGUUCGAAAAGAACGAUAUGCUGUCGGAAAGACGAAAUUAUUCUGUAAAGUUGGAGUAAUUUCUGAAUUAGAAACAAAGAGAAAUAACUACAUUUCUUCUUUUAUUAUUCUAAUUCAAGCAAAUAUUCGAUACUUGAAUAUUCAAAAAGAUUUGAUCGAAAGAAGAAAGAAAUUGGAAGCAGUUGUAACAAUUCAAGACAACGUCAGACAAUUCGCAGAGUUAUCACAAUGGCCGUGGUAUCGGAUUUAUCAUUUGACAAGAGGUCUGAUACCCAGAAAUAGAGAUAAGGAAAGAAUUGAAGAGCUGGAAAAUGAAAAAUUAAAGUUGGAAGAGGAAAUUCAGGAAAUGGAAAUUAAAAAUGAAGAAGCAUUGAAAGAAAACUUAAAGUUGAGCAUGCUAUUGGAUAGAGAAAAAUCUGAAAAAGUCAAAGUACAGAAGGAAUUAGAAGAGGUAGAAAAACAAGGUCGAGAGAAACUUCUUGAAAAGGAGCGAGAGUUUCGAAAAACAAUGGAGGAAAUGGAGCAGAAUGAAGAGAUUUUCAAUGUUUUAGAAAGAAAGUACAAUGAGCAACACAAGAAAGUUAUGAAAAUGAACGACGUUCUCCGUGAAUACGAACGCAAAAUUGAACAAUUGAAUAUGGAGAAAACUGAUUUGGAAAAUGAAAAUCAGAAGUUGAGAGAAACACAAAAUCGUCAGGAUUCUCAUUAUUCAAAUCUUGAAAAGGAAGUAAUGGAAAAGUCGUCGUUGAUUGAUGAACUUCAGAAUCAAAUUCAAAAACUUUCCGAUGAAAAUAAUGAACAGAGACUAACAAUUGCAAAACUAGAAACCGCAUUGGAAGAUGAAAAAGCAAGAUUUGCUCGGCAGAACAACACGAUUGGAGAUAUGCAAAAGUUAAUAUCAGAACUGAAUGAAAAAAUAGCCCGAUUCGACAAUAUUGCAUUGAACGAGAGAAAUUCCACUAGAAAAAUUGAACGAGAGAAGGAAAAGUUGAAUGAAGAGCUGACGACAGCCAAAGAAAUAAUUCAAAAACAGGCGAAGAAAAUCGAUGAAUUGAAAGAAGAAUGUCGAAAACGAAAAAAUGAAGCGUCUCGUUUAGAAAGAAAAUUGGAAGAUAAAGAAGCAAUGAUGGCUGAUUGUGUUAAAGAAUUGAAAGAUAGUCACAAGGAAAGACUCAAAGAAAUGGAGCAAAAAGUUGAAGAUGUGAAGAGAAAAAACUCAAAACUGGAAAAUGAGAAUUCAACUCAAAAAAGUCAGAUUGAGACUUUCCAAAGAGAAUCGAGUGUUGAUUCAGACUACGGUAGAUCAAGUUCAGGUAGACUCUCAACAUUGGGAAGACAGUAUUCUCUUACUUCAAUUGGUUCGUUUUCAUCAAUUCGUACUGUUGGUUUGGGUAGCAGAAAGGAUUCAAUAUCUGAUAUGACGUCAUCGAUGUAUUCGUUGAGAAGACGAGACUCCACGUAUGACAUGACAUCAUCAACUAUUGGAUUGCAAAGAUCUCCGUCAACAUCACAGGUUAUGGAAAAAGAGAGAAGAAUUUUGGAAUUGGAAAAAGAGAAGGCGGCAAUAAACACGGAUCUACAAUUAGUGAAGCGAGAGUUGGAUGUUUAUAAAUCACAGUUAUCAGCUGUUGAAUCGGAAAAAGAAUCACUUCAAACGGCAAAUCGAAAGCAAUCAAAUCAACUUCAAGAAACAACACGCCAGCUGAAUUCAGCUCAAAAAAAUGCAGAUAAUUUGGCACUUCGUCUGAAAAAAGCUCUGGCGGAUUGUGAUGAAUGGAAGAAAAAGCAUGAAGAAUCAAUUGUUGAGAGUAAAACUGAAAUAUUAAUGGAAAGAAAACGAGCAAUGGAUAGAGCAGAAGCAUGUGAAAAAGAAACUGAACUAAAACAGUCACGUAUGGCAACAAUUGAAAGUGCACGAAUGGAAUUAGGUGGAGAAUUGGCAAGAACUCAAUCGGAAUUAGAUAGAUGUCGACAGAUUAUUAUACAGUUAGAAGAGAAUUUGAAGAGUCAAGAGUCAUUGGGAAAUAGUUUUGGAAGACAUCAAACUAAUUUGAAUUUUGAGAUUGAAAACUUGAGAGAUGAGAAUUGUGCGUUGAAAGCCAAAAUUCGAAGACAAUACAAACAAAUUGAGUUGCUCACUCAACAAGACGAAACAAAUGAUGAGCUGAAUCAUUUUGAAAAUAAAGUUGAACGGCUUCUUUGAGUUUAUGUUCUUUUUAUUCAUUUUUAAAGAAAUUGUUUUCCUUGUUAUCUAUUUUAUAUACUUAUGUUAACAUGUAGUUCCCUCAUACCACCGGUGUUCAAUAAAUUUGUUUGUGUU
Caenorhabditis elegans is the source of this 4580-nucleotide messenger RNA. It is a transcript of the gene nmy-3, whose product is annotated as Myosin motor domain-containing protein. Gene Ontology annotation, molecular function: cytoskeletal motor activity; ATP binding. Gene Ontology annotation, cellular component: myosin complex. Lineage: Eukaryota; Metazoa; Nematoda; Chromadorea; Rhabditida; Rhabditidae. The record is from RefSeq and is marked reviewed.